AUGGCGUGCCACGAUUGCUAUGGCAGGGCAGCACAACGCGGCGCAUCUAUCCGUGCGCGCGUACACCUGCUGGCUCCAGCCGCUCACUUCUUCGCAGAAAUGGCCUGCGGGAAAAGAAAAUGCCCCGGGAUUUUUUAGAAAAUCUAUUUUUAGGUCUUUGAGAUUUCUUGGCAGUAAAGGCACUCGAAGGAAACUCCCGCGCGGGGAAACGAAAAGAAAACCACCCUGCUCAGAGAUUUGCGCUGAUUUGCAGGCGCCCGGCAGAGAGAUCCAACUGGUUCAGUCUGGGCGAGCCGCUCCAAGAAGCCAGGAGGCUACGUGUGCGAGGGAGCGUAAGCUUUGCGGCUGGAGAAAGAUCGCACAGGGCAGGAGAGCAGCAGCGGUGAAGAGAAAGCUCCUGUGUAAGGGAGGAAUCAGAUCGGCGCGGCUGAUAUCCCGUAAACAAAGUGCUACAUGUCCGUCCCUUUCUCCCUAGCCAUUGCAAAAUAGUCACAAUAAUAAUCCUUCCCACUGUUCAGGUAUCUCCCAGGUAAAAAGCAAACUUUGCUUUCUCCUAGUUGAAAGCAAACAAACAACUGAUAAAUAUUUGGCCAGGAGUUUAUUCCAGCCUUUACAGUUUGGACGUGUUGGUCUUUCCUCCGAAUAUGAUUACUAAGGACAACCCAAAGCUCUGGGUUAAGAUUAGCUGGCUCACUAAUCGCGCUUCUUUGAUGAUAAGGCACGACUGGCUUGGUCGUUUCUCGCCGCCAAUUCUGUAACUAUAACCACUUCCACCAAUAUUUUGGUGGAUCUUGGCUGUAAACUGCAGCUUGCAGUAUAAACAUAGUUCGGGAGGGAGAGAGGAUCGACAGGGAAUAGGUCUGCCAAGAUUGCUUCAUGAACCUCCAUGUGCAGAGGUACUCUAAAUCUGGGUAACCGGGUGCUGGAGGGCAAACAACGGGAGAAGUCCGUCGCGCUCCUGCCCUGCAUAGGGGCGCUUUCUUUUCUUUUCUUUUUUUGCAGAAGCCCCUACUGGAAAGAGAAUGAGAGACCAGUUUGACCUGGCUGGUUCGCUCUAGCGGGCUGACUAAGCUGAAGGCCCAGCACCCGCGCCAGGGCAGCGCGGCAGCUCCGCUGGAUUUCGCCGGGGGCACAACUGGUGUCACUCGGGGGGCGGCGUAUGCCCGUUGACAUGCCUGACCCCAGGCGAUUCCGCCGAGAAGCGGUGCAAAGUGGCCUCGUUUCCAAGCGUCGCCUGCCCCCCGCGGCCUGACUAAUCCGCACCCGAAAGUCAUACCUAGCCCCGCCCCCUGCCCCCCCACCUCCCAGGCGCUGCUCUAUAAAAGGGCGCAAAGUUGAGCGCUGAACAGUCAGUAGAAACUUCAGUGGCGCGCAGGACGGGCUCGGAGCAGAGGAGCUCUUGGGAGGAACUGGGAUACCUUUAUAUUUUGGGGAUUUACCGUCAAGCAAGGAUCCAGUGUGCGCACAGCCGGACUUCAGUGGAUUAUCUUCGCUAUCAGGUCUGCGCUUUUCCUCGCUCGUUAACUGGAUGGGGAAAGAAGCACGCAAGGAGGGGAGGGGGUCGACAGCAGAGCUGGCAAAGUUUUGCGUCUUUAGCACAUGGGGGGGGGGAGUUCGGGUUACAAGUCAGCGGCCCCGCUUUGGAAACUGGAGGGACUGGCGCGGAGUGAAAGGAGUAGCGCUUGAGUUGAUCUCCGCGCCCCGCGGUGUGGGGUGGGAGAGGGGGAGAGAGCGCAGCCGGCUUGAGAGAGCGCUGCCUGCAUCGAAGGGCAUGAGAAUCAAGGUGUUGUUCGUGACGCGCUGGAGCCUGGGAAAAGGGGAGCUUAGCCUUCACCUUUCUGAGCAAAUCGAAAGCUUGACAAAUGUGCACGCGGGAGACGAGGCCCCCUGGGUCAGCCUGCCGUGAUGAAUGGCUGAGCAAAUACUGGACGCGAGCGUCACGAGUCCCCGGUGCUCCGGGACAGGGCGGCGGAGGGAAGGCAGAAGGAAGGAGCACCCCUCCCGGGGACCCCUAGUUAGUUGCCCCCCCGAGCAAGGCGAGAGAGAGAGAGAGAGAGACGGUGCGUGUGUCGUUGCGCGUCUCGCCACCACCCCCGCCGCCCUUUGGAGGAGGAAAGGGCUGCUAACACCCCCUCUUCUCUCCCUGGCCAGGAUGAAAGUGGUUUCCCUCGCCCUACUCUACCUGGGCUCCGUCUCCUUCUUCGGGGUGGAGGCUGCCAAGCUAGACAUCGCGUCGGACUUCAAGAGAAAGUAAGUAGCCGUCGUCGGAGCUUAUCCCACGGGGGGAGGCAACAUCUUCGAGGGCGCCGAGGGAAGCGCAGAGCGGAGGCUUCGGCUGGAGCGGAGGGCGCAAGGCGCUCCGCCCCCGGUGCUCCUCCUCCCCGUGCCCUCGCCGAGACGCCUGCGCUGCAACCUGCCCUCCGAAGGCAGGAGUCCCCUCGGGCGGGCUGGCUUUCUUCCCCCUCAGCGCCCCCUUCCUUCCUUCCCUCUCUCACCGGCCUCCCCUGCCUCUCCUCAGGUGGAGCAGCUGGCGAGCCCGGCGGGACGGGCCAGUGCCACCGCUCACCGCGGCGCAGGCGGCGGCCCUCGGAGAAGGCAAGAGUCCCGCAGGCAGUCAGGCAGCAGCAGCAGAAGCAGCAGCAGCUGAGCACAUGCCGGCGCUCACCGCGGCCCAGGCGGCUGCCGGAGUGAAGAGGCCCACGCGCAGCCUGGACAGGUAAUUAUCUGACUAUUAUUAUUCUUCCCUCAUGGGGCUAUUACUGCUGAGGCGAUGGCUGGAAGCAGCUUGUUGGGGGGCGGGGAGAGUGAGCGGCGCUUUUGGCGGGAGAGCGCAGGCUGGGCUGCGGGGAGGGCGCGCAGAGUUCCCGCUGGGGGACGUCCCUUCGGAAGGGGCCCAAAGCGACUGACAGCAGCGCGAUGUUAAUCAUACGUUUGCUGCGCUCGGCGGUUUAAGGACUGGAAACAAACCACGUGGUAGUGGUGGGGGGCGGAAAAAGGGAAGAGGAAAAUGCCUCGGUCCUUGUGAAAUAACCCCGGCUGGGCUAGCUGCCCUUCUGAGGCGACAAAGCUGCUCUUCCCCCUGCCACUGUUUCCGUGGAGCUGCAGCUCCCAUGAGCCCCAAUGGGUAAGGGACGGUGGGAGCUGUAGUCCCGUCCAGCCAGGCGGCUGCGGUUUCCCGCCUGACCUCGCUGACUCCCGCCGCCUUCUCUCUUCUUGCUUCCUCCGCAACAGCCUUCGCGCGAAGAGCAACCAGGCGCCCAACAUCCGGAACUGGAGGGAGAUGUGCGGGUUCGGGACGUGCACGGUGCACAACCUCGUGCACAUCAUUCACCACUACAUGGACAAGGACAAGGACGUCUCCGCCCCUCCCGAGAAAUUCGGCCCGCAGGGCUACGGCCGCCGCAGGAGGCGCUCGCUGCUGAACACCGCCGCCGCCGCCGCCUCCUCCUUCAGCGGGAGAAGCACACGGACAGCGUCCCGCCUGCUGGCCUUGCUGCGGGAAGGCGGCUCGGCUGGGGCCCUGGCCCAGCAGCCCUAG
Podarcis lilfordi (Lilford's wall lizard) is the source of this 3538-nucleotide messenger RNA. The record is from the annotation of a GenBank genome assembly. Lineage: Eukaryota; Metazoa; Chordata; Lepidosauria; Squamata; Lacertidae.